Molecule: messenger RNA, 366 nt
Organism: Effrenium voratum
Lineage: Eukaryota; Dinophyceae; Suessiales; Symbiodiniaceae
Source: the annotation of a GenBank genome assembly
AUGUUGAGCCCGGACUUGGAGCUGGCGGUGGUGGAUCUCUCCACUCACCGCCACGUUGUCUUGGGCAGACACGCCCCUUUUCCAGGCCACUUAUACAACGACUGCUACAUCUUCGAUGAUCUCCCCAGGGCCGAGCUUGAAAGACAGAGAAGGCUGGCCAAGACUAUGGGCUCGCUCUUGGAUGACUCCAAAGCAGUCGACGUGGCCUGGGUUUGCGCGGAUCCCUCAUCCAAGCGAUUUGGACAGCUGCUCCCCCAGGACCUUGUUGAGGAUGUGAUCACCCUGGGGCAGCACGGCCUUGUCCAGUGGGAGGAGGAGAUUGAAUACCUUCGUGAGCUCAGUGCCAGCGAGAGAGUCUUUGAAUGA